Molecule: messenger RNA, 8786 nt
Organism: Oncorhynchus nerka (sockeye salmon)
Lineage: Eukaryota; Metazoa; Chordata; Actinopteri; Salmoniformes; Salmonidae
Gene: lrp1bb
Product: low density lipoprotein receptor-related protein 1Bb
Cellular component (GO): signaling receptor complex; plasma membrane
Molecular function (GO): low-density lipoprotein particle receptor activity; protein binding; calcium ion binding
Source: RefSeq, a predicted model, not a curated record
AUGCACAUUUGUGGCCUGCUGGAGGUCAUUUUGCAGGGCUCUGGCAGUGCUCCUCCUGCUCCUCCUUGCAGAAAGGCGGAGGUAAGGGUCCUGCUGCUGGGUUGUUGCCCUCCUACGGCCUCCUCCACGUCUCCUGAUGUACUGGCCUGUCUCCUGGUAGCGCCUCCAUGCUCUGGACACUACGCUGACAGACACAGCAAACCUUCUUGCCAUAGCUCGCAUUGGUGUGCCAUCCUGGAUGAGCUGCACUACCUGAGCCACUUGUGUACCAACCCAUGUGCCAGGAGCAACGGAGGCUGUCAGCAGCUCUGCUUUCACCUGGGUAGCGGACGUAGGACUUGUUCCUGUGCCCAUGGCCACCUGGCAGAAGAUGGCUUCGCCUGUGAGCGCUACGAGGGCUACCUGCUCUAUUCUGAGAGAACCCUACUGAAGAGCAUCCACCUCUCAGACGAGAGCGACCUCAACUCACCCGUCCAGCCCUUCGAGAGGCCCGCCUACUUCAAGAAUGUCAUAGCGCUGACCUUUGAUUACCGCCAGAAAACCGGUGGAGGGACCAAUCGCAUCUUCUUCAGCGACAUCCAUUUUGGGAAUAUCCAGAUGAUUAAUGACGACUGGACAGGACGAUCUGUCAUAGCUGAAAAUGUGGGUUCAGUGGAGGGGUUGGCGUACCACCGUGCCUGGGACACUCUGUACUGGACCAGCUCAACCACCUCCAGCAUCACCAGGCACAGCGUGGACCAAAGUCGGCCCGGUUCCUUUAGCAGAGAGGCUGUGGUCACACUCUCUGAAGACGACCACCCCCAUGUCCUCGCCCUGAAUGAGUGCCAAAACCUGAUGUUCUGGACUAACUGGAACGAGCAGCGUCCCAGUAUUAUGAGGUCCACCCUGGCUGGAAACAACAUGAAGGUGAUCGUCAGCACAGACAUUCUCACUCCUAACGGACUCACCAUCGACCACAAAGCUGAGAAGAUCUACUUCUCUGAUGGAAGUCUGGGGACGAUAGAGAGGUGUGAUUACGACGGCUCACACAGAUAUGUCAUUGUGAAGUCAGGACCAGGAAUGUUCUUUGGCCUGGCUAUUUAUGGGGAGUUUAUCUUUUGGUCAGACUGGGCUCGCAGAGCCGUGCUGAGAUCCAACAAGUACACAGGUGGAGAAACAAAGGUACUGCGAUCAGACAUCCCCCACCAGCCCAUGGGAAUCAUUGCUGUAGCAAACGACACCAACAGCUGUGAGCUGUCCCCGUGUAGAGUCAAUAACGGUGGCUGUGGUGACCUGUGUCUGUUGACCCCAGAUGGAAGAGUCAACUGUAGUUGUCGGGGAGCACGUGUCUUAUUAGAUGACAACAAAUGCAUUUCAGAGAAUUCCUCCUGCAACAUCCACACAGAGUUUGAAUGCGGAAACGGCGAGUGCAUCAACUAUCAGUUCACGUGUGAUGGAGUAGCUCACUGCAAAGACAAGUCAGAUGAGAAAAUGCAAUAUUGUGACAACAGGAUUUGUAGGAGAGGCUUCAGGGCAUGCUACAACCAGCGCUGUGUGGCCAACAGUCGUUUUUGCGAUGGGGUCGAUGACUGUGGGGAUAACUCAGACGAGGCCUUCUGUAACAAUGUCACGUGCGUGUCGUCUGAAUCAUCCUGCCAAGAUGGGAGCUGUAUCACCGGCUCAGCCUGGUGUAACCAGGUCAUUGACUGUGCUGAUGCCUCAGAUGAAAAGAACUGCAACCACACAGACUGCUCUGACUUCUACAAACUGGGGGUAAAAGAGAGAGUCUUCAUUAGCUGUAACUCCACCUCACUGUGUAUCCACCCCUCCUGGAUCUGUGAUGGAGCCAACGACUGUGGAGAUUACGCAGAUGAGACCAACUGCCAGGUUUCCCAUGGGCAGAAAUGUGAAGAGGGCCAUUUCGCCUGCCCAAGCGGUAACUGCAUCUCCAGUGUGUGGCUGUGUGAUGGACAGAAGGACUGUGAGGACGGGGCAGAUGAAUUUCAGUGUGACUCCUCUUGCCUGUGGAACCAGUUUGCCUGCUCUAAGAACAAGUGCAUCGCCAAGCAGUGGUUGUGUGAUGGAGAGAACGACUGUGAGGACGGACUGGAUGAGAGUGUGCAGAUCUGUGGUUUGGUGACGUGUGCUCCAGGGUUAUUCAGCUGCCCUGGGUCCUAUGCCUGUGUCCCCAAACACUGGCUCUGUGACGGGGAGAGAGACUGUCCUGAUGGCAGUGACGAACUGGCUGCAGCUGGUUGUGCACCCAACAACACAUGUGAUGACAACUCCUUCCGUUGCCACAACAAAGCCUGCAUCCCCCUGCGUUUUGUCUGUGAUCAUGACGAUGACUGUGGGGAUGGAUCUGACGAGUCACUUGAAUGUGGCAAUCUGUGCAACGGUUCAUUCUUCAUGUGUUCCAAUGGACGCUGCAUCUCUGGGAGUCUGUGUGACAAGAAAGACGACUGUGGAGACAGGUCCGAUGAGAAGAACUGCAACGUGAACGAGUGUCUGAAUCGCAGAGUCAGUGGCUGUACACAGAACUGUCAGGAACUUCCUGUUGGAUACAAGUGCAAGUGUUGGCCUGGAUUCCGGCUGAAGGAUGACGGGAAAACGUGUGUGGACGUUGAUGAAUGUUCCUCCAGCCUGCCCUGCAGCCAGCGUUGCAUCAACACCUAUGGAUCCUUCAAGUGUCUGUGUGUGGACGGCUACGAAGCCCUGGAGCGCAGCCCCAACACCUGUAAGGCUCUCUCAGUGGAGGAACCGUUUCUCAUACUAGCAGAUCAUCAUGAAAUCAGGAAACUGAGUGUGGAUGGAUCAAACUACACCAUUUUGAAACAGGGCCUGAACAAUAUCAUCCACAUAGACUUUGACUACAAGAAGGAGUUCAUCUACUGGAUAGACUCUUCCAGACCCAGUGGACGGAGGAUCAACAGAAUGAGACUCAAUGGGAGUGACCUUAAGAUAGUCCAUCGUACAGCCGUCCCCAGUGCGCUGGCCCUGGACUGGAUAGGGAAGAACCUGUACUGGUGUGACAUCGAGAGGAAGAGCCUGGAGGUGUCUAAAGCUAACGGCCUGUACCCCUCUGUCCUGGUCAGCACUGGUAUCAGGAACCCCACUGACCUGGCCCUGGAUCCACAGUCAGGGUAUGUGUUCUGGGUGGACUGCUGUGAGUCCCCUUAUAUUGGUCGUGUGGGCAUGGAUGGCCGUGGGCAGGUCGUUAUCAUCGACAAGGAGAUCUACAGCCCAACUGCCCUCACUAUAGAUUACACCAACAAGAGGCUGUACUGGGCUGACGACAACCAUAUUCUGUUUGCCAACAUGGAGGGCUCCCAGAGACAUAAAGUGUCUUAUGACCACAUCCAAGGUGUGAUGGGUCUGACACUGUUUGAGGACUUUGUCUACUGGACGGAUGGGAAAUCCAAAUCACUCCGAAGGGCACAUAAAACAACUGGGGCCCAGGGGAUAGAGCUGCUUAACUCCUGGCAAGCCAUCAAGUCUGUUAAGAUUUACCAUUCACUACGCCAACCUGAAGUGUCCAAGCACCAGUGUCAGGUGGCCAAUGGAGGAUGUAGCCACUUGUGUCUCCUCUCCCCCAGCGGGGAACACAAGUGUGCUUGUCCAACUAAUUUCUACCUCGCCGCUGAUAAUAAAACCUGCCUCUCCAACUGCACUGCAAGUCAGUUCCGCUGCGGGACCGAUGAGUGUAUUCCUUUCUGGUGGAAGUGUGACACUGUUGAUGACUGUGGUGAUGGCUCAGACGAGCCUGCUGACUGUCCUGAAUUCAAAUGUCAGCCUGGUCGGUUCCAGUGUGGCACUGGCCUCUGUGCUCUUCCUCCCUUCAUCUGUGAUGGGGAGAACGACUGUGGAGACAACUCAGAUGAGGCUAACUGUGAGACAUACAUAUGUCUGUCAGGGCAGUUCAAAUGCACCCGGAAACAGAAGUGUAUCCCUCUAAACCUCCGCUGCAAUGGACAGGACGACUGUGGAGACGGAGAGGAUGAGACAGACUGUCCAGAGAGCACCUGUUCCCCAGAUCAGUUCCAGUGCAAGGCCUCCAUGCACUGCAUCUCCAAGCUGUGGGUGUGUGAUGAGGACCCGGACUGCACAGACGGGUCAGACGAGGCUAAUUGUGAUGAAAAGACCUGCGGACCUCAUGAAUUCCGCUGUGAAAAUAACAACUGCAUCCCGGACCACUGGAGGUGUGACAGCCAGAACGACUGUGGAGACAACUCAGAUGAGCAGAACUGCAAGCCAUUGACCUGUAACCACAAGGACUUUGCCUGUGCUAACGGGGACUGCAUCUCGGCUCGAUUCCGCUGCGAUGGAGACUAUGAUUGCCAUGAUAAUUCAGACGAGAAGGGCUGUGAGGCUCGGUGUGCUGAGGACCAGUUUCAGUGUCUCAAUAACCUCUGCAUCUCCCUCAAGUGGCUCUGUGAUGGCCAGGAGGACUGCAAGACAGGAGAGGACGAGAGAAACUGCCAGGGAACAGUGCUCCCCUCCUGCUCCUUAAAUGAGUAUGUGUGUGCCAGUGGAGGGUGUGUGUCGGCCAGUCUGAGAUGUGAUGGACAGGACAACUGUCUGGAUGGGUCAGAUGAGGCGGGCUGCGUGAAGGAGUGCAAGGAAGACGAGUUCCUGUGUCUGAACCAUGCCCACUGUAUCCCACGGAGAUGGCGCUGUGACGACAUCUUUGACUGUGUGGACCAUAGCGACGAGGAGAACUGCAGUCAAGGCAUCUUCUUCUGCCGUCCCGAUGAGUUCAUUUGCAACAACACCUUGUGCAAGCUCCACGCAUGGGUGUGUGAUGGCAAGGACGACUGUGGAGACAACUCAGACGAGGACACAGAGAUGUGUGCCAAACUUCCUUGUCCUCCUACACGGCCACACCGAUGUAGAAAUGACCGUGUGUGUCUGCGCCCUGACCAAUUGUGUAACAAGGUGGAUGACUGUGGGGAUAACUCGGACGAGAAGGAAUGUGGUGUGGUGUCUGGCCGACCCAGGCCUUGUGGGAAGGCAGAGUUCACCUGCAGUACCCAGCGCUGCAUCCCAGCCCAGCUGCAGUGUGACCUCUUCAAUGACUGUGGGGACGGGGGCUCGGACGAGCAGGACUGCAAGGCCUGUGCGUUUUCCCAUGGAGACGUAUGUGGAAAGAAGUCGAACCCAUGUGGGGAGGAUGCAAUUUGCAAUCAGACAAACACAAGUUCAAUAUGUCAUUGUAAAUCUGGCUUUAGGAGAAAUCUAAAGACUGGCCAGUGUGAAGAAAUCAAUGAGUGUCUUGGGUUUGACAUGUGUGCUCACUAUUGUACAAACACUAAAGGAUCCUACAAGUGUACUUGUGACAGGAAUUUUAAGGAAAUCAAUGGAAACUGUAUAGUAAAAGGACCAGAAGAUCGAGUGCUCUACAUAGCUAAUGACACUGAAAUCCGAAGUUUUGUGUAUCCAUUUAACCAGAGCCAUGGACACAAAUUCCUCACUCGCAUCGAGGACAAUGCCCGCAUUAUUGGGAUGGAUGCUCUGUUACACCAACAAAAGUUUAUCUGGGCUACACAGUUUAACCCUGGUGGACUUUUUUACAAAGAAAUCCUAGACAAGAGUCAAAGUAAAACUAUUGUCGGAAACAUAUGUUCAGACUUCCGUAGACCAAGGGAUGUGUCUGCUGACUGGAUUACAGGAAAUAUCUAUUGGACAGACCACUCUCGGAUGCACUGGUUCAGCUAUUACACAGCCCACUGGACUAAGCUCAGAUACUCUAUAAAUGUGGGCCAGCUCAGAGGGCCAAAUUGCACCCGUCUGAUAACUGACAUUGCAGGAGAGCCGUACGCCAUUGCUGUCAACCCAGCCCGAGGGAUGAUGUACUGGACAGUAAUAGGUGAUCAUUCUCAUAUUGAGGAGUCGGCUAUGGAUGGGUCCAUGCGUAGGAUCCUCUUGGAGAAGAACCUCAGGAGACCAACAGGUCUGGCCAUCGAUUACUUUAACCAACGUUUGUACUGGGCUGAUCCUGAGCUCUCCGAGAUAGGCAGUGUGAGAUUGGAUGGGUCGGACCCUCUGGUGGCAAUCAGGGACAGACACGGAAUAUCCCAGCCGUACAGGAUUGACAUAUUUGAAGACUACAUCUACGGGACUGGGCUAAAACACGAGGUCUUCAAAGUUCACAAGUAUGGAAAACAGCCUGUGGAGUUUCUCCACUUGGGUCUCGAGAAAACGACCAAUGUCAUGAUCUCCCACCGAUACAAGCAGCAAGAUGCGGUCAACCCAUGCCUGAGAAUGAACUGUGACUUCAUGUGUCUGCUGAACCCAAUGGGUGCCACCUGCACUUGUCCAGAAGGGAAGGUACUGAUCAACGGCUCCUGCAGUGAUGUCAACAUCUCAGGCGAGCUGUGCCGGCCACCGUGUGAGAACGGCGGGCGUUGCCUGGCCAAUGAGAAGGGGGACUGGCGCUGCUACUGCUGGCCUGACUUCUCUGGAGAACGCUGUGAGGUCAACCACUGCACCGACUACUGCUUCAACGGAGGCACCUGCAUGGGCUCACCCCUGGGGAAGCCAACAUGUCGGUGCCCUGUAGGGUUUACAGGUCCGUUCUGUGAGAAGCGGGUGUGUGAUUACUACUGUCUGAAUGGUGGUACCUGUGAUGUCAGCCUAGGGAACCAGCCGGUGUGCCGCUGCAUGGCAGAGUAUACUGGAGACCGCUGUCUUUACCACAUCUGCCACCAUUACUGUGUAAACUCCAAGGCCUGUACAUUGUCCAGUAGUGGCCAUGUAGAGUGCGUGUGUCCAGCCAAAUACGAGGGCAACAAGUGUGAGGUGGACAAGUGCCUGAGGUGCCAUGGAGCACCUUGCCUCGUCAACGAUGACACAGGAGAUGUGGUCUGCAACUGUACUAAUGGCAGGAUGGCACCCAGCUGUCAGCUAUGUGACGGCUACUGUUACAACGGAGGUACCUGUCACCUGGACCCUGACACCAAUCUGCCCUUCUGUCACUGCACGACAGGGUUCAAGAACCAACGUUGUGAUGAGCUGGCCAACCCAUGUGAUUACUUCUGUCAGAAUGACGGGAUGUGCACUAUCAAUGCCCUUAACAAACCACGCUGCAAGUGCUCAGCAAAUUGGGCAGGGACACAGUGUGAAAGGCCCGCCCCUAAAAGCAGCAGAUCGGACAACACCAGUGGAAGGAGCAUAGCCAUCAUCGUGCCUCUGGUCCUGCUGGUGAUCUUGAUCACAACAGUGGUGGCGGGCGUUUUCAUCUGUAAACGAAGGCAGAGGGGGAAGCGGGUGACAAGGCAGCCCAUGACGAAUGGAGGGAUAAACGUGGAGAUAGGAAACCCUUCCUACAACAUGUAUGAGGUCGACCACGACAACCAUGCAGAUGCUGGCAGCCUUCUGCGACCAAACUUUACACUGGACCCUCAUAAGGGCUGGUGUGUGAAGUCCAGUGACCCUCGCACCCUGGGCAUACAUACUGUGCCCAAGGAGGUGAUACCUGGACAGCCCAUGAACUACUCCAACCCAGUGUAUGCAAAGAUCUACCUUGACGGACAGAACUGUCGGAAACCGGUCAUCAAUAUAGACGAGAGGAGAGAGCUACUCCCAAAGAAACUAGAGGGGACAAUUCGCGAAACUGCCGCAUAGCCUGACUUUACACUUUCUACUCCUUUUAUAAGACAGUGUACAAAUGUAUAAAAACAAGAGGAAAAUAAGAAUUUUCUAUUUCCUAUCAGGCUCCGGUCCUCACGGUUAGGUUUGUUGGUUUUUAGCAUCAGCAUUACCUCCUCAUUUGUGUGCUGAACACUUUUAUUUCAAUUUGUUUAGUUUCCGUUGUUUGCUUUAUGUUUCUCGAACAAUUGUUAUACAGCACUAUAUAGUAUAUACUGUAAGACACUGAAGUAAAGCUGCUGAUUUACAAAAUACCUUAUUAACACCGGAACUCUUCUGUUGUAAAGAAACGUUAAGAUCGAUACAAUACUUAUUUCUGUACCUGUACAUGUCUCUCUCUUGUUAAAGUGGAACCAACAAAUUGUUAUUCUGGUGCAGUAUACAGUACUAACGCAGGUCUCGAUUUUUAUUUUCUGAACAAAUAUCUCAUCUUUUAAAAACAAUAGUAGUUUGAGGUUGGUCAAGUUAUGAUUGCUAUGGUUUCCACUGUCAUUACUUUUCUCAGAACAAAAACUGUUUAUCUUCGCAAUAACAUGUUAUCAUUUCAUGGCUUCAUACCUGAGUAGUGAAGCUUGUUUUCUGUCCUUGUGUUUGUAUCAUUUGUUUCAGCCAUGAUGAAUACACAGGUUAGUUUUAAGAUAGUCCUUUUCCGUUGACCAUCUAAUUCAGUAUUCUACAGUGUUAUAAGCAUCACGUUCAUGUAAUAAUUUCAAACAUAUAUUUGCUCUGCUUCAAAUGGAAGAUAUUUUACUGAGGUGUCUGAAAUGUGUGCUCCAUCUACGCAGUUCUGUUUGGAUCACAGAGAUGACUGAAGCUCAACAUGAAUGUUCUGAGAAUAGUCACAGAUAUAGACGUCCAUAUUUUUUUAGGUCUCUUGUUCCAAAAAAGUAUCUGUAUCUACGUUACGGCAUAAGGAUUUAAACACGGAAAAGGAUUUAACACAACUUUACGGCUACAAUGUGACUUUAGAGAAUUAUAAAAACACUUUCUGUUACUUUCAGAAAGGGAAAGACGAUAGAUAUAACACAUUUUAUAAUUUUGUAUUUUAUUUGUAUGUUUGGCUGCUUGUAUUUUGAAGAAAUGUAUUAAAUGUAAGUACUUUUAUAUAAAUGUAAAUCAAUAUAAAAUAAAGGGGGCUUAUUUCCAUUUCAAAAUACAUA